Melanotaenia boesemani (Boeseman's rainbowfish) is the source of this 2022-nucleotide messenger RNA. RefSeq names its product complement component 8, alpha polypeptide (gene c8a). Lineage: Eukaryota; Metazoa; Chordata; Actinopteri; Atheriniformes; Melanotaeniidae. Gene Ontology annotation, molecular function: protein binding. The transcript has 11 exons. The record is from RefSeq and is a predicted model, not a curated record. Gene Ontology annotation, biological process: immune response. The coding region runs from base 105 to 1886 and encodes 593 amino acids. Gene Ontology annotation, cellular component: membrane attack complex.
CUGUGGUUGGUCAAGACUGCAGCUGUGGAAAUCCUCUCCAGAAUCACAACAGAUCUUCUUUUGUUAUGUACUAUAUCAAAGCUUUGGAGUAGUUCAUUUUCAAAAUGGGGACAUUUAUUCAUGUCUUUCUGAGUUUUUGCACAUUGCAUCUCUUCGUCAACUUUAGCACGACUGUGGAUGCAUCCAGGACACCAUGGACAAAUCCUAAUGCCAGGAAGGCCAGAUCUGUGAACACACCAGUGCCCAUCGAGUGUAAAAUGGGGCCUUGGUCAUCUUGGACACAAUGUAACUCCUGUACAGACAAAGCGUUUCGUUACCGACUCUUAGAGAAACCCUCACAGUUUGGUGGGUCGCAGUGUGUCCACACAUUGUGGGACAGUCUGGUCUGCCCAAGAGCAACCACACAGUGUAUGGUGCCUGAUUAUUGUGGCGAGAGCUUCACCUGUGCAAAUUCAGGGCGCUGCAUCAGCCAGUCCCUUAAAUGUAAUGGAGAAAAUGACUGUGGUGAUUUUUCUGAUGAAGAUGCAUGUACAAGUUUUAACCGAAGACAGGACAAGUGUGCCACCCUCCUUACAAUUCCUGGUGCUAAACGUGGCACACAAGGCUACAACAUCCUAACUGGAGACUUUGCGAAUCAAGUACUUGACCCGGAGUACUUUGGAGGAAUGUGUGACUAUGUCUAUAAUGGUGAAUGGAGAAAAUUCCAGUAUGAUGCAUUCUGUGACAGCCUGCACUACAACGAUGAAGUGAAAAAUUACCGGAAGCCUUAUAAUUACCACAACUACCGUUUUGUGGCUGAAGCUACAACAGAGGGCUCCCAUGAAUAUUUUGAAGAUAUGGAAAGCAUGCUGAAAGCCAGGAAAACUUUUUCAUCUGUCAAUGCUGGGGUCACUGUUGGGGUUUAUUAUGUGGAAGCUGGACUGAGCGGCAGCAGCGAAUCAGAGUUUCUGAAGAAUGUAACAAAGUAUGAAAAUAAGGAGCUUGGGUUUGUCAGGCUUUGGUCCAAAGUGCAAACCGCCCACUUCAAGAUGAGAAGUAGUGAUCUGAUGCUUCAUGACGAUUUUUAUUUUGCACUCAUGGAUCUUCCUGAGCAAUAUGACUUUGGGAUGUACUCCAACUUCUUGAAAACGUUUGGGACCCACUAUGUCACAGAGGGAGUCAUGGGCGGAAACCUGGAAUAUGUGUUUGUUUUAAACAAAACAACGAUGGCGACAUCAAAUGUCGACUCUGAAAGGACUGAGCUGUGCAUUGGUGCGUCUUUGGGUAUAAGUUAUCCAGUUACCAAUGAAAUAACAGUCGGAGGAAAGAUAAAAGCAAAAGGAUGUGGGGAGACAUUUGAGUCCGUCAGAAGCAACUCUUCCAGUUCUUCUGUAGUUGAGGAUGUUAUCACGUCAGUGAAGGGGGGAGUCACAGAGACCAGUGCUGGCCUAUUGGUCAUCAGGGACACGGACACAUACCGGAAAUGGGGAGCAUCUCUUAAAUACCACCCUGCACUGAUUGAUUUUGAGCUCAUGCCGAUAUAUGAGCUUGUUCGCUUCAGCACAGCUGCUGGCCAUGCAGGGGCGAGGGUGACCAACUUGGAGAGGGCCUUGGAUGAGUAUUUGCAGCAGUUUGACCCGUGUCGCUGCUCCCCCUGCAGGCACAACGGGAUGCCUGUCCUUGCAGGCACCUCCUGUAAGUGCCUCUGUAAGUCAGGCUUUCAGGGAAAGGCCUGUGAGAGGACACUCAGAAGAGAUGCCAAGACUGACGGGUUGUGGUCCUGCUGGGGGACGUGGUCUUCCUGCACAACAGGGAGGAAGACUAGGUCAAGGUCCUGUAAUAAUCCUGCACCAGAUGGAGGUGGAGCAUUCUGCCUGGGCUCCUCCACUCAAACUCGGCACUGCUAAAAAAGAUUUUUUUUUCUGCGAGCUGAAGAUGGGGUUGGGAGCAGAGCGAGCACAAAAACUCUUCUGCAAGAGCCACCAGCUAUAAAAUGUAGCUUUACAGAUCACGUCAGAAUGAGAAAUAAACCUGUGUUCUGUC